AGCAUUAUCAGUGCAGGCGAGUCUGCUUUUGACCAGAUAUCUGAGCACAGGCUGAGGUGACUGAAAUCAGCUGGGUAGAACCUUUGUCACCCGGUUUCCCCUCCUGGGAGUCCAGGAAGGGGUCUGCAAAGACCCGAGUCAUCAACAAGACUGGCAAAAUGAUUUUCAGACUCCCAAGAUUGACCCCAGGCUACAUCAGGUUACUGAAGACCCAAGCCUACCACAAUGUGUGUGUGGUGCGUCCACCCGAGAAGACCAUGCCUGGGAUUGCUAUGCUUCUAGGGGCCGUGGGGAUCGGGAUGUGCGGGUACAGCUCCAGGCAGUUGGCUUUGUACCACCGGCCUUCCAGUCGUGUGCUGCAGAGUGUUGGCUCGUACACUGAUGCCAGCAUGGCAGGGGGAUCUGCCUUCAGGGCCCCUUUCCUGGAUGUUACCCACAGGGCUGGAGCUUGCCAGGGGAUCCCACCUCCCUCCUUUGUGGGCCAGAAGUUUGUUUAGAACAAACACACUGGUUGAGUAAAGAUUGGCCAACGUAGGUUGACUCUCAGAAACUACACUGUUGCGUGUUAAAGAUUGUAGCUAUGCUGGCCCAUUGUGUCAAUGAGGCCCAUGUGCUCUCUGAAGACAUGCUAGUGGAGGUAUCUGAAUGAUUCAAUCUGUGUUGGCAUGAUGUUGGAUGUGACACUAGUUCUAUGGAGCCCUUUAGUUCAUGCAAUUGAUUGUUUUCUCUAAGUGCAAUAGUAAAUUACUUUGUGAGCACUGAUCAGGAUAAAUAUACUGUACUCAUAUCUUUCCUUGUAGAGCCACUGAAUGCAGAUGGUAUAUGUUUGAUUUAGAAUCCUUCCGACUGUUUUGAAUGUUAUAAAAUUUUUAAAAAAGCAUGGCAGUAGUCCUUCAUAGUCACAAACCUUUGUCUGGAUGAUGAAGAACAUCAGGAAGAAGCAACGUACUGUUGUUUACUCCAGAUUAAGUGAUGGCGGCACGCAAGAUAGAUAACAGCUUCUUAGACCUUCAUUCUCUGUAGAGAUUAACCCUGAAGGUGGAAAACCACAUCUUAAACUAAUCUGGUUUAGAGUGCUUCUCUACUUACCAAUCUAAAAUGGACAGUCCUCGUGCCCCCAAACUGUACCUUUCUCCCUGCAGUGCCCACCAUUUGUUUCUCCCCCAUUCAAGGGUGUGGAAAUCCAGAAGGCUUACUGGUCUUCCAUGUGCAAAAUAAGCAGUUGUGAAGGGGGGUGGAUGAAAUUGGCGAGGCAUUGAGUGUGGUUGAGAAUGUGUGCUGUGCCUUACUUAGGGAGAGCACUUGAUGUAACUGUCAAACUGUUAGAAAUGACAAUAAGGUGAAAAGAGCAUAACUUGUAGACCAAAGGUAGCGUGCAAGAUAUUGGGAAGAUUUUUCUUUAUUGGCUGAAUUUCUGACUGAAGAAUCUUUCUAGCUUGGUCUUGACAUGUUUGGGGUUAAUUUAAAAGGACAAUCAUUUUAAUGUUACACAUUGGGCAUGGAGCUAUAACAGAAGUCAUUGAUCUCCAUCAUUAGAGUUAGGGUAGAGAAGGUGACAGUUCAUCUAAUGUAUGACUUGCUGCUUCUCUGUGAGGGAUUACUGCCAAAAAUGCACUGAAAGAGGGAAUAUUGUUUUGCCCAUAUUUAAUCUGUUGCAUUGUCAAAUUCAUGUUCAAAAAGGUUACAAAUGCUUCCUUUAGAUGAGUGUUGCUCUGUUAGUAACCAUGUGCUAUGUAAAGAAAGCAAUACAGGCAAAAUAAAGAAUGCAUAAAUAUACAAA
Messenger RNA from Corythoichthys intestinalis (scribbled pipefish), 1780 nucleotides. RefSeq lists its product as uncharacterized. Lineage: Eukaryota; Metazoa; Chordata; Actinopteri; Syngnathiformes; Syngnathidae. The transcript is spliced from 2 exons. The record is from RefSeq and is a predicted model, not a curated record. The coding region runs from base 159 to 497 and encodes 112 amino acids.